AAGCUUCAGUUACAUCCAUAGGGUUACUAAAGAUUGGUUCGAUUCUUGAAGUCCUCUUCCCAUCGACCAAAAACCGUAGCAUUCUCGGUGUCAAAUUUUUGCGGCCCACCUAAACUCGUCUAGGAUUACUUUGACUUGUGACCAUUGUUGUUUAUGCUUGAGUGGUGCGCCAUCGCGAAGGAAAACGAUCGGAAUAUCGAAGCAAUCCGGAAGUUGUCGAUUAGUAGAUUAAGCGCGGAAGUAAGCACGGCCUACUAAGUCAGUAGCUGGCGCUGGAAGUUUGACUACUUGGUGUGUGUGUUUUUUAGCGUGCAAGGCUAUAAACAGACCUUGCUUGUUGUUGAUGCUGUGAUCUCGAAGUCCUUUUUCGUGAGUUCUGCUUCUCUAUUGGGAUUCAUUAGAGAUUAGAGCAGAGAGAAGAAAAAGAAGUUUUCCGAAGAAAAAUCAACACAUUUUCGCAGUUUCGGUUGCGAUAAUUCUUCCAGUGAAUUCUUUGAAAUACAAGAAAAUCAACUGAACAGGGAUUCGACAUUUUGGGUUUCGGAUAUCGGAAGUGAAAGUGGGGCUGGUAAAGAACAGAACAGGAAGCUGUGCCAGCGAGAGAGAUAGAGAGGGAGAGAAAGAGUAGUCAGGAGUAAUAAACUUCAUCGUUCGGUGCGUGUGUGUAAGUGAAGCCAAGGAUAAUAAAUUACAUAAUUUUCCGGGAGUGCGAGCUUACACAAACCUGUUCUGUCUGCUGCUGAGAAGAACAAGAAGAAGAAGAAGUUGGGAAAAAAGCAACCAGCAAAGCCAUCCAAUCCCGACUUCGUAACACCCGGUGGGAACGACGAUACUCUAACAGGAUCAACAUUUGAUUCCGAAGAUUAUCUAAACUACGUUGGAUUUGAGUUUAGCUUAGGAAGCAAAAAAAAAACACACACAAAAUGGCCUUAAUCAUGAAAUACAUUGACAGUAUGCACCAUUACAUGGACCAUUAUGGAGAUCCCCGGACAAAGGAUUGGCCCCUGAUGUCAUCUCCCUUCCCCACAUUAGCACUAUGUUUAGGAUAUGUUUACUUAGUCAAAGUCCUGGGUCCGAGGCUCAUGGAGAAUCGCAAACCAUUCCAGUUAAGACACACCCUCAUAGCGUACAAUUUCAUCCAAGUCGUAUUCAGUGCCUGGCUGUUCUAUGAGUGUUUGAUGGGCGGCUGGUGGGAUACGUACAGCUUCCGGUGUCAACCAGUGGAUCACGGCACAACCGGUCAACCGAUGAGAAUUGGUUCAUCGGGUUGGCUAACGGGACAUUAUAACUUCCGAUGUCAGCCGGUCGACUAUAGUAACCACCCUAAAACGUUAAGGAUGGUGCACGCAUGUUGGUGGUACUACUUUUCGAAGUUCACCGAGUUCUUCGAUACGUUUUUCUUUGUGAUGCGUAAAAAGACUAGUCAAGUGUCGACGCUGCACGUCAUUCAUCACGGAUGCAUGCCAAUGUCCGUGUGGUUCGGCGUAAAGUUCACACCAGGUGGUCACAGUACCUUCUUCGGAUUGCUCAAUACAUUCGUACAUAUCGUUAUGUACACGUACUAUCUAUUUACGGCGCUAGGACCACAGUUCCAGAAGUACCUCUGGUGGAAAAAGUAUCUAACUACCCUACAGAUGAUUCAAUUUGUCGCAAUCAUGGUGCACGCCUUCCAACUGCUGUUCAUCGACUGCAACUACCCGAAAGCAUUCGUCUGGUGGAUCGGAAUGCACGCCGUAAUGUUCUUCUUCCUGUUCAACGAGUUCUACCAGAGCACGUACAAAGCGAACAAGGAGAGAAGAGAACGCGAGGCCGCGGCAGCUAAGAAGAAACAGGAAGACGCACUGCUGAAUGGCAGUGCCACCACGAACGGAAGUCUCUCGUCCAACGGCAGUGCCGUACCCGCCGCCACCGCCACCAACGGACACCUGCACGGGAAGAACGGCGCGGUCCACCAUCAUCACAAUCAUCACCAUAACCAUAGCAACGGUAGCAUCACCAGUAACGGCGGAGGAUCGUUACUGUCCAACGGUGGUGCCAAAGCUGCCACCGAUUUCUACGUGCGGGGUGAUCUCCCGGCCGAGAUCGAAAUCACGCAACGACAGCCCAGCAGCCGCAAUCCGGUCCAAUAAUAGCGAAUUAAAUCACCUUCCCUUCCAUAAGCCCCAUUUCUGUCCCUUCCUCCUCCAGACUCACAAACUGCUUCCCUCGGGUAGUCACAGAGCUAGAACCGUUCUCCCACACGCACCCACACACACAUACCCAGCUGUUUCUAUUGUUAUUAUUAAUUAAUUUAUUGUAAAACCUCUUCACUUUUACACAGCCCCACACUCACACAUCACUGUUGUUUUUUUUGUGUUUCGUCAUGGUGCAAAAAAAAAACUAUUUCCGAUUUUGUUAAGAGCAAAAAACAAAUCAAAAAAACUGUUCUCCCUCCGAAAACAAAUGUAUAUGUCUCUCGCACAUACACACACACACACACAUUGGCACCAAGACUAAAACUGUACCACCCUUUUGUCCUCCUCUACACAACACCACCACCACCACCACAACAACCCAUCCCAAUAGGAAUAAAUUGUACUUGGAUCAAGAUAAGAAAUUAUUUCGUAGUUGCCUAGACGAGAGUGCGAGAGAAUGAGAAUCAGACAACAACCAGCCCAAUUUUUUUUAAAUUCUAUUUUUUUCCCUGUUUUUGUUUCUGUCAACGAGGAAAACAAAAAAACAUUCGAACACAGUCAGUCAGUGGUGAAACGGCGGAAACAAGUCUUUUAAACCGAAUAAUAAAAGCACAUUGUUUCAAUGUGUUGAGAGAGGAAGAGAACAACAACAACAACAACUAUUGAGUAUAAUAAUGCAGAAAACAAUCAAACAAAACGAGUAGCGGUGAAAACAAUAAAAAACUAAGCACAUGUUAGAAGAGUCAUAAA
Malaya genurostris is the source of this 2924-nucleotide messenger RNA. Its product is annotated as elongation of very long chain fatty acids protein AAEL008004. Gene Ontology annotation, molecular function: fatty acid elongase activity. The coding region runs from base 924 to 2129 and encodes 401 amino acids. NCBI's taxonomy places the organism in Eukaryota, Metazoa, Arthropoda, Insecta, Diptera, Culicidae. The transcript is spliced from 12 exons. Gene Ontology annotation, biological process: fatty acid elongation, polyunsaturated fatty acid; very long-chain fatty acid biosynthetic process; fatty acid elongation, monounsaturated fatty acid. Gene Ontology annotation, cellular component: endoplasmic reticulum membrane. The record is from RefSeq and is a predicted model, not a curated record.